Molecule: messenger RNA, 1335 nt
Organism: Populus nigra (black poplar)
Lineage: Eukaryota; Viridiplantae; Streptophyta; Magnoliopsida; Malpighiales; Salicaceae
Product: putative RING-H2 finger protein ATL21A
Exons: 2
Coding region: 51-1181 (376 amino acids)
Molecular function (GO): polysaccharide binding
Source: RefSeq, a predicted model, not a curated record
AUCUCUUACCAGUGCAUGCACGUCACAAAGCAUCAAACUUUCUCCGCCAUAUGGCGUACACUAGCAAAGUCAUCUCCUUCAUCUCCCUCUCACUUUUCCUCUCCUAUCUUAACUCUGCAACAAGCCAAAAUCAUUGCUUAAAGACUGCCUGUAGCCGCAACGAGCCGGUGAUUCGAUUUCCUUUACGGAUUAAAAAUCGCCAGUCGAGUUCAUGUGGUAUUCCAGGUUUUGACAUAUCCUGUGGUAGCUCCAAUGAGACCAUAUUAGAGCUACCCUCAUCAGGAAAAUUUAGAGUUCAAGCUAUAGAAUAUGCCGAACAAGAAAUAUGGAUCAAUGAUCCGGAAAACUGCCUCCCCGGUCGAAUUCUCUCGCUUAAUCUCUCUAACUCUCCUUUCUCUGGCCUUUACUAUCAACCCUUCAUGUUCUUUAAUUGCUCAUCUUCUGAUUAUAGGAAAUACGGGCUAAAUCCAAUAGCUUGUCUUAGUGGCUCUACGUACACAGUUUUUGCUACAUCUUCUUUAAGGAUUGUUGAUUUUCUACAGACAAGGAACUCAUCCUGUAAUUUAACCAGGACGGUUCCUGUUCCAGUUAUAUGGCCAUUUUAUCAAGAAAUCUUGUCCUCGGACCUUAGCGAGGACCUGCUUCUCACUUGGGAUCAACCUGACUGCGGAAAGUGUGAGUCGCGUGGUGGACGGUGUGGCUUUAGGACCAACUCUAGUGAAACUGUUUGCUCAAACGCUCCACAUCGAGGAGUUCCUAGGAAAGCUCUUUAUGCCAUCACUGUAGCAGCUGGAAUACCAGGGGCAUUAAUUCUACUAGGUCUCCUGUGUUUCAUCUGUGGUAGGGUAAAGAAGUUUGCUAGAAGGAGCCCAUUAGGAGGUCUACCAGAAAUGAAUUCCACGGUUAAUCCAGAAACUAGGGUUAUUAUUGCUGGACUAGAUGGACCAACAAUAGAGUCCUAUCCCAGAAUAGUCCUUGGUGAGAGCAGAAGGUUGCCCAAGCCUGAUGACAACACUUGCUCAAUAUGCUUGUGUGAGUACAAGCCUAAGGAGACACUUAAGACCAUUCCUGAAUGCAAACACUGCUUCCAUUCUGAUUGCAUUGAUGAAUGGCUUCUGCUGAAUGCUACUUGCCCCAUUUGCAGACAUUCUCCAGAAAGAUUGACAGCAGCUGAAUCUUGAUGAGAAUCUAUGUUUUGUGUUACACUCCUUGCAUGAGUUACAAUACUUGUAAAGGACUAUUCUCCAACUUCUUUUUACUUUCUUGAAUCUUUUUUUUUGUUUGUUUGAAAGUUUGUAGUUAAAGAAAGAGGAAUUCAAAGAGAUCAUUUACAUA